AUUCCAAAAUUUCCUGUGACAGUGAAUGCAGCACAGUACUUCCAGGAAGUGCCCAGAGACACAAAUGUCAUCCGUGGGCAGACUGCAGUCCUCAAGUGUGUCAUUGGUGACAGAAAGGGAGCAGUUCAAUGGACAAAAGAUGGAUUCUCUUUAGGUUUCAACAGAACAAUCCCAGGCUAUGACAGAUACUCAGUCACUUCCAGCCACGAGAAUGAGUUCAACCUGAUGAUCGUCAAUGCCCACCUGGAAGAUGAUGCUGUCUAUGAGUGCCAGGUGCUGCCCCGUGGAGGGGAUGACCGCCUUCAGGCUCGCGCUGCACUGACUGUGCUAGUUCCCUGUGAGCCUCCAGUGAUCUUGGGCUACAGGAAUAACUCCCAUGUGGAAGUGCCUUACACCCAGCAGUCGAUUGAUUUGGUCUGUGAGGCGCGCAAUGGAAGACCAGCAGCAACCAUAGAGUGGUUUCGUAAUGGGAUCAAGGUCACAGACAAUGUCAGGUAUGGCACCGAGUCCAAUCCUGAUGACAAACGAGAGACAGCCACCAGCACAAUUACAAUAUCAUUGGCCAACCACCAGGAGGAGAAUGGAACUGUCUACAAGUGCCAGGCUAAGAACAGUGCAGUCUUUGGUCCACCACUGAGCAUGUCUGUAACUCUUAGCAUUCUGUUUCCUCCGGGGCCACCACAAAUCUCUGGGUAUGACGAUAGGGUGGUGAACAUCAACGACACGCUGGUCUUGACCUGCUCGUCAACCGGAGGAAAUCCCCUCGGAACUGUGACCUGGUACCGCAAUAACGAGCCUGUAGACUGGAGCUUCACCAGUGGUGGCGGCGUCGCUAUCAACCAGUACACAUUUCGGGUCACCUCUACAGACAACAAUGCAGUGUAUCGGUGCCAAGUUACCAAUUUGGUGGCCACACAGCCUUUGACAGCAGAAUAUACUUUGAAAGUUCACUUUCCACCAACCAGUGUUAAAAUAUCUGGAGCUCAGGAGCCGAUCCAGGCAGGGAGGACUAUUACCUUGACCUGCGUGUCAGCCAACUCUAACCCUAAAGCAACCAUUACCUGGUUUGCCAAAAACAGACAGAUCCCUCAGAGUGACAUUGUUGAGUCUCAUGCAGCCUCACCAGAAGGUGGGUACAUCACCAAGUCUGAGCUUAGGACCACAGUGGGCCAUCAAGACCACAACAGCGUUAUCACUUGUCAAGCUAGCAACCCUGAGUUUGGGCAGACAGUGGCGGACACUCUUACUCUGAGUGUACUGUACCCACCAAACCAGCCAGAAAUUGAUGGCCACACAGGAACUAUGAAAGCGGGAGACCUCAAGAAGAUGACCUGCCUGUCUGUGGGAGGCAAUCCCGUUGCAGAGUUGAAGUGGUAUAAGGGAAGUACAUUGAUCAGAGAUGCUGUUUACAGAUCUCUAGGCAACCUGGCCUCCUCUGAGAUUGCCAUCGUACUCAAGCCAAGUGAUAACGGAGCUGUGUACAAAUGCAAGGCCUCCAACAGGGCUACCCCAACCCCACUAGAGGAUAGUGUUCGACUGGCAGUAAAUUUUCCCCCCUCACAGGUGACCAUCACAGUCAGCCCCUCUCAACCCAAGGUUGGCCAGCAGGUGGACCUUGUCUGCACGUGCUCAUCCAGCAACCCGGCAGCUGAGAUCAUGUGGGUGAGAAAUGGCAGACGCACCGUGGGUGUUGAUCUGGGCACUGCUGAUGCAGAGUUUGGGGGCAAGAACACUACCAACCGCCUGAGGUUUACUCCCACAUCCAGAGACCACAACGCUGUCUAUGGCUGCCGGGCGACUAACAGAGAGCUGGAUCAGACGGUGAAUGAUGCAGUGACCUUGGAUGUUUUGUUCCCGCCAGAGUUUGAUGAGGACACACUACCAGCCAGGAUUGACAUCAAGAAGGGAGAAGGCACCAGCCUGAACUUGACUGCAUAUGCCAACCCUCCAAACGUGACAUAUCAGCUGUACAAGGACGGGGUUGUCUUUACUCUGCCUUCCCGGUUCACAAUGAGUGGUGGGGUCCUGAAUAUCUCUAACGCCCGGAAGGAAGACAAGGGAAAUUACAUCAUCAAGGGAACUAAUAACCAGGGAUUUGCAACUUUCAACUUCUCUGUUAAUGUCAAAUAUCCUGCAGAAAUAGUAGACUUUACAAGAACUCUGGCUGUUGAUGAAGGGGAGACUGCUGUAUUCUCAUGUAAAUUUGAUGCCAACCCAGUGACUCCUGACAUUGUCACCUGGUCCAGGGAGAACUUUGACAUGAGCCGGACCAGGGCCCGGAUAGAGGGGAACAUGUCCUACCUGUCUGUCAGUGACGUGACCAGAGAGGACAGCGGGACAUUCAAGUGUGCAGCAGAUAACAGAAUAGGACCUCCUGCAACCAAGACCUCAAAGCUUUUAGUCAAAUUUGCUCCAGUAAUUGACAAGUCCCCAGAGAUCAGUCGAUCUGCUGGAGAGAAAGGCAGCACUGUCAGCCUCAAAUGUAUGGCCAAGGGUGCUCCAGAAGUUUCCAUAACAUGGACAAGGAACAAUAAUCCAGUUCGGGGUGGUAGUAAGUACAAGUUGACAUCAGACUCAUCAAAACUCGUCCAUUACGAGAGCACGCUGACGAUCAAAGACCUGGAGGUUGAAGAUUAUGGGGCCUACGUUUGCACAGCCACCAACAGCAAGGGCAGCGACUCUCACAGCAUAACAUUGACUGGAACUAGCAAGCCUAACCCUCCGUACAACAUAGAAUUCGUCAAUGCCACCUCCAACAGCAUCACCAUCACCUGGAAGCCAGGCUUUGAUGGAGGGCUGCCCCAGUCUUUCAGGGUUCGUUACAAGCCAGUGACUGCCAGGGGCUAUGUGUAUGUUGACGUACGGCCAUUUGGAGCAACAACUUUCAGAAUUAAAGGUUUGGAGCUUGACACAGAGUAUGAGUUGACCGUUCUAGCCUUUAAUGACAGAGGAGAGAGUGUAUAUCAAGCCCGAGGGAUAGUGGCCAAAACAUCAGCUGUAGUCUCGCCGGCCGACAUCUCGACCUCAGAACUACAAGGCACUGAUGAGAUUCCUGUGAUUAUCAUUCUGGUUGUGUGCAUUGUUGGAGUCUUCAUCCUGACCUUGAACGUCGGCCUCAUUCUCUUCUUUAUCAAAAGACGAAAGAAGAGGAUGGAAGGAGCAAGCGAAACAACCAGCCAUAACAACACAUUUGAGCUGUACAGCAGCACCAAGGGAGAUCACAACAUGUACCCAGCGUCUCCUGAUGAUGUUCACAGUUACGGAACCAAUGAUAAAAGCAUGGACGAUUUCUCUGAUGAUUACAUUCGAGAUUACGAUAGAGAGUGUGAAACCCACAUGUUUUUACCUUCACAACAUGAGUACCCGGGUUCAAGACCCUACAGUCCUCACAAGUUAGAGUCACCGAUGGUUGGAAGUGGUCACAAAAUGACUUACAUCAUAGAUGACCAUCCAGGUCAUCGCUCUCCGUGGAAUGAAGGUUCUUCGACCCUCCUUUCCCCCAACAUAGUUGCCAACCCCACCUACACAGGCCCAACCUCCAACCACAGAACCCCUUCACCUCACAUCCACCAGCCUUCCCCGCACAGAACAGUUCCUGUUGGUGGGGAACUCAGAGGUCAUUUAGUCUGA
Messenger RNA from Candidula unifasciata, 3630 nucleotides. NCBI's taxonomy places the organism in Eukaryota, Metazoa, Mollusca, Gastropoda, Stylommatophora, Geomitridae. The record is from the annotation of a GenBank genome assembly.